AUGGCCCUCCUCUCAGAUCGGCAGAAGGAAGAACUGCACAAGUCCAUGCUCGAGUACCUACACUCGAACAACUUCAUCGAGGCAUUCCACGCACUCAAGGAAGAGUCUGGCAUAGAGUACACACCAGAUCCGAAAACAAAGUAUGCAGGUCUCCUCGAGAAGAAGUGGACAAGCGUUAUCCGACUCCAGAAGAAGAUCAUGGACCUCGAGAACCGCAACGCCUCGCUUCAGGAGGAACUCACUCUCGCACCAUCACGUCGAGCCGCGUCCCAGUCAGACUGGAUCCCCCGAGCACCCGCAGCACACGUCCUCACCGGUCAUCGAUCGCCCAUCACGCGCGUCGCGUUCCACCCAACAUACUCAGUGCUCGCAUCAGCAAGCGAAGACGCAACCGUCAAGAUAUGGGAUUGGGAGACGGGCGAGUUCGAGCGGACACUCAAAGGGCAUACACGCGCUGUUCUUGAUGUUGAUUUCGAUUCAAAGGGGCUGCUGCUUGUUUCGUGCUCGUCAGACCUCUUCAUCAAGAUCUGGGACACCCAGAACGAGUGGAAGAAUACCAAGACGUUCGCUGGCCACGAUCACUCGAUAUCAUCUGUCCGCUUUGUGCCCGGAGAUCAGUUCAUCGUCAGCGCAAGUCGAGAUAGAACCAUCAGGAUGUUCGAUGUUGCCUCGACGCACCUUGUGCGGACGAUCACGGGCCACUUGGACUGGGUGCGGUGUGUAAUUCCCUCCGAGGACGGAAAACUGUUGGCCAGCUCGUCUAACGACCAGACAGCACGAAUAUGGGAUGCGUCAAACGGAGAGUAUAAGAUGGAGCUCAGAGGGCACGAGAACGUUGUCGAGGUCGUCGCAUUUGCUCCCAUAGCAGCAUAUGGUGCCAUAAGAGAACUCGCGGGCCUUCCGACCAAUGACCGGACAAAACGGCCAGGCUCGUUUGUCGCUACCGGUGCAAGAGACAAGACGAUUAAGCUUUGGGACACGCAAACAGGCCAGAUCCUCAAGAAUCUCCCUGGUCAUGACAACUGGGUACGCGCGCUCGCCUUCCACCCCUCGGGAAAAUACCUGCUCUCGGCAUCAGACGACAAGACAAUCCGGGUGUGGGAGCUCCAAACGGGGCGAUGCAUGAAGACCGUCGACGCGCACGGUCACUUUGUCACCUCGCUCGCGUGGGGGCGGCAGCUCGUCUCCGCAGGGCGGACCACCAACGGCACUGGUGGUGUCCCCGAUCCAUCAAAGUCGGGAGACGCCGAGAAGCUCGUUAACGUCAUUGCGACGGGGAGCGUCGACCAGACCGUCAAGGUCUGGCUGCCAUGA
Coniophora puteana RWD-64-598 SS2 is the source of this 1314-nucleotide messenger RNA. Its product is annotated as dynein regulator. Gene Ontology annotation, molecular function: protein binding. The transcript is spliced from 8 exons. Bases 1 to 1314 code for a protein of 437 amino acids. The record is from RefSeq and is a predicted model, not a curated record. NCBI's taxonomy places the organism in Eukaryota, Fungi, Basidiomycota, Agaricomycetes, Boletales, Coniophoraceae.